Molecule: messenger RNA, 924 nt
Organism: Sinocyclocheilus grahami
Lineage: Eukaryota; Metazoa; Chordata; Actinopteri; Cypriniformes; Cyprinidae
Product: olfactory receptor 2A14-like
Exons: 1
Coding region: 1-924 (307 amino acids)
Biological process (GO): G protein-coupled receptor signaling pathway; detection of chemical stimulus involved in sensory perception of smell
Cellular component (GO): membrane
Molecular function (GO): G protein-coupled receptor activity; olfactory receptor activity; odorant binding
Source: RefSeq, a predicted model, not a curated record
AUGGACAACAAGACCUAUUUUGCAAUCUACACUCUGAUGGAACCAAGAGGCUCCAAAUCUUAUCGGCAUAUAUAUUUUACAUGCUUUUUGCUUCUUUAUGCUUUGAUACUGGUAAUGAACAUUUGGCUCAGUGUGGUCAUUGUUUUGGAGAGAGCCCUUCAUGAACCAAUGUACAUUUUUCUGUGCAAUUUAUGUAUAAAUUAUUUAUAUGGAGCAACAGGAUUUUACCCUAAAUUCCUGCAUGAUUUAGUUCUGGAUUCAUAUGUGAUUCCUUCUUUUAUGUGUGGCCUCCAAGCUUUUGUGAUCUACAGUUCAGCUAUGUGUGAGUGUACAACAUUAACAGUGAUGGCAUUUGACAGACAUGUGGCCAUAUGUCAACCUUUGGACUAUCACUCAAAACUGACUAAAAAUACAUGUGGCAUAUUACUUGUAUUCUGUUGGACUGUACCAUUUAUUUGUAUGUUCAUUGGAGUUGUGUUGUUAAAUAGGUUUGCUGUGUGUAAAUAUCAUAUUGACAAAUUAUACUGUGACAGCUGGUCAAUAGUAAAGCUCUCAUGUGAAUCAGUGGUUAUAAAUAACCUCAUGGCAUUGAUUGUUUUAUUAUUUUAUGUUUGUCUUACAGCUCUGAUUAUUGUGUCUUAUAUAAAACUUAUUGUUGCAUGUAAAGCAUCUCUACAAAACAGAAGAAAAUUUUGGCAGACAUGUGUUCCACAUUUAUUUUCAUUGAUAAAUUGUAGUUUUACUGUAUUUUUUGAUUCCAUGUGCAGCAGAUAUGGCUCAAGUGAUGUCCCAGAGAAUGUGUAUGUUGUUUUUGCCUUACUGAUGCUUAUAUUGCCGCCUCUUUUCAAUCCUUUAGUCUAUGUAUUAAAACUCAAAGAGGUACGUAAAAGAAGUUUAAAAUCACGUGUAAAUAUAAUAAAAUAA